UUUAUGAUCGGGAUCGGUAAACAAAUAAUAUUUUAUUCUGCAGCCCGCCAAAACGAAAAUUGCACGCAAAAGAAAAGCAACAUGAAGAAAGGAGGUCCUCCAAACAAGAAACCAAGGUUUAAUGAUGAAGAUGAGCCUUCACAUUUUGAGGAUGAGCUGGCAUUACUGGAUGAAAUAGAAAUGGAGAUGCAGGACAAUUUUGAUGAGCAUGAUGGAACUGCAGGUGAUAGUCCAGAAGAUGUAAAUGCUCCUACAAAAUGGUGUCGGCCCCCAAUCCCAAAUAUGAAAGCAGACAAAGAUAAACUGAUAUUCCAGCAAAUUGAUGUAGACCACUACAUAGGGAGACACUUGCCCGGGAUGCCUGGAGCCACGCAGGGCCCAGUUCCCGUCAUCAGAAUGUACGGAGUCACCCUGAAUGGCAACAGUGUCCUGGCCCAUAUCCAUGGAUUUGCCCCGUACUUCUUUGUGCCAGCACAGCAGGGCUUUAAGAGGGAGCACUGCGAACAGUUUAGGAAACAUCUUGACAGUGUUGUUAGAGGAGACCUUAGAUCAAACAGAGAGGAGAUCCAGACAGCGGUACUGGCCGUGGACUUUGUCAUGAAGGAAAGUAUUUAUGGUUACCAUGGAAACAAAAAGAUCCCCUUUUUGAAGAUUACUGUGGCCAUUCCACGCCUUAUUGCCCCCGCCAAGCGUCUCUUGGAGCAAGGGUUUACCUGUCCCGGCUAUUCCAGUAAUGGUUUUCAGGCCUAUGAAAGCAACAUAGACUUUGAAGUCAGAUUUAUGGUUGACACGGAUGUAGUAGGAUGCAGUUGGAUCGAAAUCCCAGCAGGGAAGUAUCGGAUUCGUACGAAAGAUGACCCUAAAUUCCCGGUCAAAUCGCGCUGUCAAAUGGAGGUGGACGUUUCUUGGGAGGACUUUAUAUCCCAUGUCCCUGAAGGAGAAUGGUCAGCCAUGGCUCCGUUUAGAAUCCUCAGCUAUGAUAUUGAGUGUGCUGGAAGGAAAGGAGUUUUCCCAGAGCCGGACAAGGACCCUGUCAUCCAGAUCGCAAACAUGGUGAUCAGACAGGGAGAACGAGAUCCGUUCAUCCGGAAUGUGUUUACGCUGCGUUCCUGUGCUCCAGUCGUGGGCUCACAAGUCAUCAGUAACGAAAAGGAGUCAGACCUUCUUAAAAAAUGGGCGGAGUUUGUCAGAGUGGUGGACCCAGAUAUUAUAACGGGAUACAAUAUACAGAAUUUCGAUUUCCCGUAUGUGAUCAACAGAGCCAAUCACUUGAAGGUUAUGGACUUUACAUUUCUUGGACGCCAGAGAGACGUUCGUUCAGUCAUCAAGGAGUCCAUGUUUCAAAGUAAACAAAUGGGAAAGAGAGAGAAUAAAGUCAUCAACAUUGAGGGUCGUGUCCAGUUUGACCUUUUACAGAUUUUGUUGCGGGACUACAAGUUGCGAUCCUACACACUGAAUGCUGUGUCCUUUCACUUCCUUCAAGAACAAAAGGAGGAUGUGCAGCAUUCUAUUAUUACAGACCUACAGAAUGGUAACGAUCAGACUCGCCGUCGCCUUGCCGUGUACUGUCUUAAGGACGCCAUUCUACCGCUGCGCCUGCUGGAUAAGCUGAUGUGUGUCAUUAACUACAUGGAGAUGGCCAGGGUCACAGGGGUACCACUUCCCUAUCUCCUGUCCAGAGGUCAGCAGGUCAAGGUUGUGUCACAGCUGCUUAGAAAGGCCAAAGAGCAGGACCUGGUCUUACCCACCCACAAAGUGGAGACAGGGGACGAGUAUGAGGGUGCUACUGUGAUAGAGCCAGUCAAGGGGUUUUAUGACAGCCCCAUAGCCACCCUGGAUUUCUCCUCUCUGUACCCCUCCAUUAUGAUGGCCCACAAUCUGUGUUACACCACCUUACUGAGUCAACACUCCAUACAGAAGGAAGGAUUAACUCCUGACCAGUACAUAAAGACUCCCUCUGGAAAUUAUUUCAUCAAAACUCAGCACAGAAAGGGUCUGCUUCCAGAAAUCCUUGAACAUUUGCUCUCUGCCAGGAAAAAGGCAAAAGCUGAUUUGAAGAAGGAAACAGAUCCAUUCAAGAAGAAGGUGUUGGAUGGCAGACAGCUUGCUCUGAAGAUCAGUGCCAACUCUGUGUACGGCUUCACAGGGGCUCAAGUCGGUAAACUGCCUUGUCUUGAAAUAUCUCAGAGUGUAACAGCCUUUGGUAGAAUGAUGAUAGAACAGACCAAAACGUAUGUAGAGGAGCAUUACACCAUAGCAAACGGGUAUCAGCAUGAUGCAAAGGUGAUCUAUGGAGACACUGAUUCUGUCAUGUGUAAGUUUGGUGUAGGGACUGUAGCUGAGGCUAUGAAGCUUGGACAGGAGGCUGCUGAUCUCAUCUCAGAAAAGUUCAUCAAACCCAUCAAGUUAGAGUUUGAGAAGGUGUAUUUUCCGUACUUGUUGAUCAACAAGAAAAGGUAUGCGGGGUUAUACUGGACCAAUCCCGAGAAACACGACAAGAUGGAUUGUAAGGGGAUAGAGACGGUCCGUCGAGAUAACAGCCCCCUGGUGGCAAAUCUGAUCAACACCUGUCUACAGCUCAUCCUCAUCAACAGGGACCCGCAGGGAGCAGUGGAGUAUGCCAAGCAGGCUAUAUCGGAUCUACUGUGUAACAGGAUAGACAUCUCUCAGCUGGUCAUUACCAAGGAACUCACAAAAACUGGCGACGAGUACGCUGGCAAACAGGCUCACGUGGAACUCGCUCACAGAAUGAAGAAGCGAGACCCUGGUAGUGCUCCCCAGUUAGGUGACAGAGUUCCGUACGUCAUUAUAGCUGGGACCAAGGGCUCUGCUGCCUACAUGAACUCUGAAGACCCUAUCUACGUGUUGGAGAACAACAUUGCCAUUGACACACAAUACUAUCUGGAGAACCAGCUGUCAAAACCACUUCUCAGGAUCUUUGAACCUAUUCUGGGGGAGAAGAAGGCAGAGUCUGAACUUCUCAGGGGAGACCACACUAGAACUAAGACCAAAGUGGCCUCAAAAGUUGGAGGACUAAUGGCGUUUGCCAAGAAGAAGGCGACAUGCAUAGGAUGUCGCACUGUGCUGCAGGAGGAUGGUAUAGCUGUGUGUAAGUACUGUAAACCAAAGGAGUCAGAGAUCUAUCAGAAGGAGAUCUCUCACCUCAACAUCCUGGAGGAGAAGUUCUCACGGCUUUGGACCCAGUGCCAGAGGUGUCAGGGGAGUCUACACGAGGAUGUCCUGUGUACUAGCCGAGAUUGUCCGAUCUUCUACAUGAGAAAGAAGGUACAGAAGGACCUAGCUGACCAGGACAAGCUACUGCACAGGUUUGGGAGCCCCACCUGGUGAUAUCCACCCCCAGGGUACAGGUCCAUCAGCACCAGCUACUGACCACACCCCAACCCCACCCCACAAAUCCUUCAGAUGAUGUGUUCAGAUUCAUUAAACAUGAGGGUACAUGUUAAACUGUUUGAGACUGUUUGUGGUCAGUUUUAAAAACUAUCUGGCACCAUGGAGAAGGAAAAGUCAACAGGCUCUAUGCUGCUUUUGACCUGAAGUGCAGAUAAUCAUUUCAAUCAAAUAUGUUUGCAUUGACAUUGAUUGAUUGUGCUAAAUGUGAUGAAAGUGCUAACACAUGUGAUAUCUUUCCACUUAAUUCUGAGUUUUGGUCUAAUUUUCAAUGAUGGAACAGUUGAAUCAACUUUUUAUCAUGAAAUUUUGUGAUUAAAAUGAAAUAUCUUGUACAAUAUAGUGAUAUUUAAAAUGAUAAAAAUUACUUUAAUUUGAA
Molecule: messenger RNA, 3787 nt
Organism: Magallana angulata
Lineage: Eukaryota; Metazoa; Mollusca; Bivalvia; Ostreida; Ostreidae
Product: DNA polymerase delta catalytic subunit-like
Exons: 23
Coding region: 4-3348 (1114 amino acids)
Biological process (GO): DNA-templated DNA replication; nucleotide-excision repair, DNA gap filling; base-excision repair, gap-filling
Cellular component (GO): delta DNA polymerase complex
Molecular function (GO): 3'-5'-DNA exonuclease activity; DNA-directed DNA polymerase activity; DNA binding
Source: RefSeq, a predicted model, not a curated record